Messenger RNA from Paramormyrops kingsleyae, 3005 nucleotides. It is a transcript of the gene fev, whose product is annotated as FEV transcription factor, ETS family member. NCBI's taxonomy places the organism in Eukaryota, Metazoa, Chordata, Actinopteri, Osteoglossiformes, Mormyridae. Gene Ontology annotation, molecular function: DNA-binding transcription factor activity, RNA polymerase II-specific; sequence-specific DNA binding. The record is from RefSeq and is a predicted model, not a curated record. Gene Ontology annotation, cellular component: nucleus. Gene Ontology annotation, biological process: cell differentiation; regulation of transcription by RNA polymerase II.
CAGCUACAAUGAAACAGAACUGUGGAGGAAACCUUAUGUUUAACAUGUAUCUUUCAGAGCCAGCUGAAAAUUUUUUGAAAGAAGGAAAAGCUUCUUCAUGGAGUCCAAUUAAUACCGGGGUGCAAAAAGGUAGCGGACAGAUCCAGCUAUGGCAGUUCCUACUCGAGCUCUUGUCCGACAGCUCCAACAUAACCUGCAUUGCCUGGGAAGGAACCAACGGAGAAUUCAAACUCAUUGACCCCGACGAGGUGGCUAGAAGAUGGGGCGAGCGGAAAAGCAAGCCCAACAUGAACUACGACAAACUCAGCCGCGCUCUCCGAUACUACUACGACAAAAACAUCAUGACAAAGGUCCACGGAAAGCGGUACGCCUACAAGUUUGAUUUCCAUGGCUUAGCUCAGGUGUGCCACCCGUCGUCUGCUGAACAUACCCUCUAUAAGUUUCAGAGUAAUUUUGCCCCGAUUCCAUUUUCUGGGAUUUCUAAACUCAACCUGGUGGCGCCAGGCGUCGGUUCCUCUGGAUUCUCCUACUGGCCCGGUUCUCCACCCAGUCUCUACCACAGCCAUAACCUGCAACCUCCAGGACCGUUUAGCACCGUAACCGCGUCUCACAUCAGCUGUGUUAACAAUAUCAACAAUGUCAGUAAUAUAAGUAACCACUACAACUGAACUUUUUACGUUUUAAACUUCAUAUUUCUCUCACUUCAUAAAAAAACUGUGAAAUUUGUCAAAUAAUGUGGUUAUGCACACGGUAGCAGUCGAAAUUAGGUGAUUACAUGCUGUGCAUUCAAGGCGUUUAAUUAAGGUAUACCUUUCGGUCAUUGGAUAUUUUCCAGAGUCAGUAUUCAUCAAUGUGCAAUUUAUUUAUUACUAUUAUAACUAAAUCACCAAAUACCUUACAGGGCACUUCAACUGUGCGUUUUUGAUAUGGUAUUAAAGCGGCAAGAUUAGGCGCUUGGCUCCCCCUGGUGUUGUAGAUUGGAAUUAGUUGACUUUUUCCUCUGUUUUCUUACCGCUGUGUUUAAUAAAAUAUAUGAUAUGAGUAACUGGUGUAACGCACGAUUUUUUUUCAUUUUUAAUUUUAAUACUUAAAAAAAUGGUUUUGUUUUUUUUUUUCAAAACAUGGGUUAAUGCACAACAAGAUGUCUGCACGCCUGAGUAGACGAAGAACCGUCCGACAUGAACUUGAGUACGUUUGAAAUCUUAUAAUACACGACAUAUACCACGGUAACCACACAUUUAGCUUACACGUUUGUUCUUGACAACGUAAUUUUCACGAUUACGAGCCGAAAACGAUUUUAUUAUUAGAAUUGCUAUGUAACUUUAUUACGGUAUUACGGUAACUAUUUCCUCUCGGCCUGAUAUUUUUAAAGCAAACAUCCUUAAUGCUUCUAAAACAUCCACGAUUAUUUUUACUGUGAGUUUUGAGAAAAUUCGAUAAAGUUUGGUUUUAAAUAACUAUAAUGAGAGUUUAUAACCUUUAAUUUUAUUUUUGGCGAAGUAGGCCUAAUAUAACUAACAUUAAUUAGAAUUUUUUAAAAAUUCACUGCUACUGAGUUUUUACCUCCAAAGUCAAACAACCGAAGCUGCUUCAUUAUACAGUUAAGUCGCUUUAAAGGUUUUUUUUAUUUCUAUAACUGGUAAAAAAAACAGUUUAGAAUCUGUGUGCUGAUUAAUGUAACACAAACUAGUUGAUUUUCAGUACGUUUUGAUUAGUGCCAGAAAAAUGUUCGAUCGACACUCUUAUACGUCAGAUGAGGGUGAUACGCAAGGAGACCAGGGCUUAUCUUGCUAAGAAACCUACAACUCCCAGGUUUCAGGACGACCAGGGUAUGCCUAUCCGGUUCAAAGCGUUUUUAAACUAAAAAAUGUUUUUCGAGCCACACGGGGGCGCUAUUUGCUCAUGAAUAGUUUGAUAUGAAAACGGAGUCAGAAAAGAGGGGUUAAAAUAAUGAGCACUGUCUCAUUGUAAUGUAACGAAUUGUAACGAAACAGCAGAACAAAAGACAGGGAUUACAGGGGAAAAAAGCUACUAUACAUUUUACUCAUUUGAUUUUUCAAGCUACAUUUAUAGAUUCAUGUAGUAGUUUAACAGAAAAUUAAAUUUGUUUUUCUACAUAUAUGGAUAUUAUUCAUAUCAUCGCAAAACGAAACUUCUACACCAAGAGCAAUACUAAUUGUUAGUUUUCAUUUAGGUUCUUCUCUUUCUUUCUUGAUCUGACUGAUAUUCAUUUCCAAAUAUCAUCUUUUGAAAGCCUGGGUAAUAUUUCUAAGUGGAUGCCAAGUGACAAUAAGAAACCAUUCUUAUUUUAUAUGGGAUUAUCAUUUCCAAAUGUUCUGGCAAAGUCUUUAUCCUGAAUAUUGAUGGUACCUUUUGUUAAUAAUGUAUGCUGCUUGACAGUAAAGUUGCUACAGCCAUUUAUUUCAUUAAACAAAAACAUUUACUGGAUGGGCACAGAUGGACGGAUUAUGUUGCACACAGAAUGGAUACAGUAUCUCAUUGAUUUUAUUUUAAAAUAUCAAAAAUCAGUCCUGUUAAAUUGCAAAUAAACCAUUGUGUUCAAACAGAAACCACGCAGAAAUCAUCUUGAAAUGUUGCUAAAUGUUUUAAAAUGCUUAUAUUACUUUUAAAGCUAUUCUGUCCUUUUAUAUGACCCUCAUUUCCAGUCAUAAAGCAGACCCCCCCCCCGCACCCCGUCCCUCAGUGAUGCAGUGAUUUAGCGGCACUGGUGGGUGCUAUAGCAACCAUCUUCAAACCAUUUCCUGUUGAGACUGGUUGAGAUUGGCUAACGUGCUCUGCAUUCACUGCCAUCUGGGUGACAAAUAUUCAAUAGUAUUAUUGAUUCAUAUUAAAAUAGACAUACACACAUGUAUAAUAUAUUGUCUUUGUUAUGGCUAAAAUGUUACAAUGUAUUUGUAAAGAAGAUUAGGAUUGUAAAAGGUGUUUUAUACGUAUUAAGAAAUAAAAUGAAAAGAAAAGAUGAAUCAGGGUUAUAGCUGUAUUAG